Messenger RNA from Schistosoma intercalatum, 1707 nucleotides. NCBI's taxonomy places the organism in Eukaryota, Metazoa, Platyhelminthes, Trematoda, Strigeidida, Schistosomatidae. The record is from the annotation of a GenBank genome assembly.
AUGGUGGAUGCGGAAUUCAAACGAAAACUAAAUGAAAUUCGUGAGAAAGUAGAAGAUCUUUUCGAUUUUGAAGGAUGUAAAGUUGGUCGUGGAACAUAUGGAAGUGUUUAUAAAGCUAAACUUAAAGAUGGUACAGACAGUAGAGAUUAUGCGUUAAAACAAAUCGAAGGCACUGGCUUAUCUAUGUCUGCGUGCCGAGAAAUAGCUCUUCUUCGUGAGUUAAAGCAUCCAAAUGUUAUUACUCUACAACGAGUUUUUCUGAAUCAUACAACUAGGCGAGUAUGGUUGCUAUUCGACUUUGCAGAACAUGAUCUUUGGCAUAUUAUAAAAUUUCAUAGAACAACUAAAGCAAAUAAAAGUACAGUUCAAGUCUAUGGCAAUAUGGUCAAAAGUUUAAUGUAUCAAAUAUUAAAUGGAAUCCAUUAUUUACAUGACAAUUGGAUUUUACAUCGUGAUUUGAAACCUGCAAACAUCUUAGUUAUGGGUGAAGGUCCUGAUCGAGGUCGAGUUAAAAUAGGUGAUUUAGGUUUUGCUCGUCUAUUUUAUCAACCACUGAAGCCAUUAGCUGAUUUGGAUCCAGUUGUUGUAACAUUUUGGUAUCGCGCACCAGAAUUGCUGCUUGGAGCUAGACAUUAUACGAAAGCUAUUGAUAUAUGGGCUAUUGGAUGUAUUUUUGCAGAAUUACUCACAUAUGAACCUAUAUUUCAUUGUCGUCAAGAAGAUAUUAAAACAAGCACACCAUAUCACAAAGAACAGCUGGAACGUAUUUUUCGUGUAAUGGGAUAUCCACCAGAUGAUGCUUGGGUUGAUAUGAAAAAAAUGCCAGACUAUCAUCAAUUAUUACGUGAUUCCAUAAGUAAAAAAACCUAUGGUAAAUAUUCACUGGAAGGUUAUUUUGAAGAGAAAAAAUUCAAAGUGGAUGAAAGAGAAUUAGCUUUGCUCAGACGUUUGUUAACUAUGGAUCCCGUUAAACGUUUAUCUGCUGCUGAGGCUAUGGAAGAUUCUUACUUCAAAGAAGGUGAAAAACCAAAUAAUGAUGUUUUUGGAAAUUUACCUAUACCUUAUCCUAAAAGAGAAUUUAUCUCUGAUGAUGAUUCUGAUGAUAAACAAACUGGUGCAGAUAAAAACGUCACACAAACUGGACAACAACCAAACGCUACUGGAGGAAGACAAACUACAGCACAUCCUACUGGUGGCAGUGGAAUACAUACUACACAUCCUCAGCAACAAUCUCAACAACAACAACAACAGCGUGGAAAUAAUGCUCCACAACCCCAGUUACCAUUGCCUCAGCAACAACAGAGAACAAAUGGACAGCCACCGCCACUGAAUACACAGCAACAACACAUGAACUCUGGUCAAUCUAAUCCCCAUACAAGACAAUUGAUUCAUCAACAGAAUAAUAAUGAUGAUAUUCCAUCUAAUAAGCGUAUUCGGUUAUCCCAGGGGAAUAAUGAAACACCGAUUGCACCACCGCCAUUACCAUCCUCCUCGACAACAUCAUCAUCUACAACAGUUAAUAGUAGUGGAAUCUUACAUACAAACACAAAUAAACCCAGUAUAACAGGACAGUCUCAGCAGUUAUCUAAUCCCGCUACUACUACUACCACUUCAGGUUAUGCGAAUCUGCAACAACAACCAAUGAGAAAUCUCCCACCUGGUCAUAUGGGGCAUCCGGGAACUUCUUAUCCACGCUAUCACCACUAG